CGGUGCGCUUCCGCGGUGCGUGAGCGGGCCCGGCACCUGAGCUGGUGAGCGCGGCUUCCUGGUCUGUUUUAAUUCCUUUUCUCUCGUUGUUUGUGUAGCGGGGCCACACUUGUUCUCCGCCGGGGGUCGCGGAGUGCCCUGGACUAGGGCGCCUCGCUGCGGUCUGGGGGCUGGUGGUGGGACCCUGGUGUCUCUAAAGGCCUUUCCCCCGAGAAACCGUCGCAGAGAGCGCGUCCCCGGUACGCCCCGUCACCGGGGUAACUAAGGACUUUCCUAACUUCACAACGUGGGGACCCGAGACCUUGCCUGCACCCGACCUGGUUCUGUCCGGCUCUGUGAAACUUUCUGCUGUUCUGAAAAAUACGAAGGCGUCUCCUUUGGUCACCUAUCACUGCAUCCAUGGCCGCCAUGCAGAUGGAUCCCGAGCUUGCCAAGAGCCUCUUCUUUGAAGGGGCCACUGUAAUAAUCUUGAAUGUGCCCAAGGGGACAGAGUUUGGCAUUGAUUACAACUCCUGGGAGGUGGGGCCCAAGUUCCGGGGUGUGAAGAUGAUUCCACCAGGCAUCCACUUCCUCCACUACAGCUCAGUGGACAAGGCCAAUCCCAAGGAUGUAGGCCCUCGUAUGGGCUUCUUCCUUUCCCUGCAGCAGCGGGAGCUGACGGUCCUGCGCUGGAACUCAGCCCGAGAAGAGGUAGACCUUUCCCCAGCCCCAGAGGCCGAAGUGGAGGCCAUGAGGGCCAACCUCCAGGACCUAGACCAGUUUCUGGGGCCUUACCCAUAUGCCACGCUCAAGAAGUGGAUCUCACUCACCAGCUUCAUCAGUGAGGCAACAAUGGAGAGGCUGCAGCCUGAGAGCCGGCAGAUCUGUGCCUUCUCAGAGGUGUUGCCUGUGCUUUCCCUGAAGCACACCAAGGACCGGGUGGGGCAGAAUCUACCCCGCUGUGGCACUGAGUGCCAAAGCUACCAGGAAGGCCUGGCCCGGCUGCCUGAGAUGAAGCCCAAAGCCGGGACAGAGAUCCGCUUCUCAGAGCUGCCCACACAGAUGUUCCCAGCAGGCGCCACGCCGGCAGAGAUAACCAGGCACAGCAUGGACCUGAGCUACGCCCUGGAGACUGUGCUCAGCAAGCAGUUUCCCAGCAGCCCCCAGGAUGUACUCGGUGAGCUCCAGUUUGCCUUUGUGUGCUUCCUGCUGGGGAACGUGUACGAGGCUUUCGAGCACUGGAAGCAGCUCCUGAACCUGCUGUGCCGCUCCGAGGAAGCCAUGGUGAAGCACCACACCCUCUACGUGAACCUCAUCUCCAUCCUGUACCACCAGCUCGGCGAGAUCCCCCCUGACUUCUUUGUGGACAUCGUCUCCCAGAACAACUUCCUCACCAGCACGCUGCAGGUUUUCUUUUCCUCGGCCUGCAGCAUUGCUGUGAAUGCCACCCUGAGGCAGAAAGCUGAGAAGUUCCAAGCUCACUUGACCAAGAAAUUUCGGUGGGACUUUGCCGCGGAGCCUGAGGACUGCGCCCCGGUGGUUGUGGAGCUCCCCGAAGGGGUGGGGACUGGCUAACUGGGAAGACACCUUCCCACACAGCUGCAGCCUGACCUCUCUGCUCACCCCUUUUCCUGGGCCUGCCGAGAUGGUUCGGCAGAGACGGAGCCAGAAUUCCCUCCUUCACCACUACAUACAUUCCUUUAGUGCCAAAGGGGCUGCAUCAGCCUGGCCUUGGUGCUACCUGACUGACUGCCAGGUGGACUCUUACAGAAGCUCUUGGGAGAGACCUGCCUCAGCAAGCAACCUACUUCCUUCUGAAUAGAACGGAUUGCAUAUUCCACAGGAUGAUUAGAAAGAAACCCUGAACUGUCGAGGGGUCAGAGAUGUCCGUUGGUGACUUUUUAAGUUAAGCAGAGGGCAGAGGGAGAUGAGCCAGAAUUUCAGCCUGCCUCUUGUUGAAUGGGGAUACAUCGCAGAAAACAUGGCCAUGUGACCCCUCAGGAGCCCCAGACUGGGGAGGGCGUAACACAGAAGACAGUUGGGAUGUAUCUGACAAGUUACCAGUUUUUGCUUUUCCAUCUAAAUUCCUUCCUCCUGUCCAAAGGUCCCACUGGGUAAUCUUCCCAAGAUUGUUGUGGCCCUGACUUCAGGGGCCUUAUGAGUGCGAUGCCUCUCCCAUGUGUGUUCUGUUCUGAGACCUCAGACCCUGAAGUGGGACUUGGCAACCCUCCUGCAUGGCCCCAGGAGGGCUCCUCAACCGGCCAUGGCUGCUCCUGAUGACCCGGAGAGUCAACAACAGAAAGGUUCUUUCUUGGUCUGGACAGGCCUCCCACCCUGGUGGAGUCUGUGCCUUCAUUCAGAGCUCUGGAGAAGACUGUCAGCCUAGGCUUUCCCCUGCCUGCGGUGGAGCUUUCAGCCACAGGAGCACUGACGCUGGCAUUGCCUGGCAGUCUGAGGGCAUGCCCUCCAGGCACACAGGCCCCUCAUCCUGACCUGAGCUGUGCUGUGGUCAGAUCCCUGUGCUGUUUUCCAAGGCUGCAGCUCACACCGGGUUUCUAAAUGAGAAUUCCUGCUGGUUCCACUUGUUUCCCUGGAGAUGUUUUUCCAGGAGCAUAGUGUACAUAAAGUCUUUGAGUUGAGACUAAA
Messenger RNA from Pipistrellus kuhlii (Kuhl's pipistrelle), 2625 nucleotides. RefSeq names its product AAR2 splicing factor (gene AAR2). The transcript is spliced from 4 exons. The coding region runs from base 400 to 1554 and encodes 384 amino acids. Gene Ontology annotation, biological process: spliceosomal tri-snRNP complex assembly. The record is from RefSeq and is a predicted model, not a curated record. NCBI's taxonomy places the organism in Eukaryota, Metazoa, Chordata, Mammalia, Chiroptera, Vespertilionidae.